Messenger RNA from Apodemus sylvaticus (European woodmouse), 2433 nucleotides. RefSeq names its product calcium homeostasis modulator 1 (gene Calhm1). NCBI's taxonomy places the organism in Eukaryota, Metazoa, Chordata, Mammalia, Rodentia, Muridae. The transcript has 2 exons. Gene Ontology annotation, molecular function: monoatomic cation channel activity. The record is from RefSeq and is a predicted model, not a curated record. The coding region runs from base 60 to 1100 and encodes 346 amino acids.
GGAGCUGUGUGGGAGGUCACAGUAAGAGGCGACAAGGCUGAGGAUCCCCACAGGACACAAUGGACAAGUUUCGGAUGAUCUUCCAGUUCUUGCAGUCCAACCAAGAGUCCUUCAUGAGCGGCAUCUGCGGCAUCAUGGCCCUGGCCAGUGCCCAGAUGUACUCUGCCUUUGACUUUAACUGUCCCUGCUUGCCUGGUUACAAUGUGGUCUACAGCAUGGGCAUACUGCUGACGCCGCCCCUGGUGCUCUUCCUGCUUGGCCUGGUCAUGAACAACAACAUAUCCAUGCUAGCCGAAGAGUGGAAACGCCCCCCGGGUCGCCGGGCCAAGGACCCGGCUGUGCUUCGCUACAUGUUCUGUUCCAUGGCCCAGCGAGCUCUCAUUGCCCCCGUGGUCUGGGUGGCCGUCACACUGCUGGAUGGCAAGUGCUUUCUCUGUGCUUUCUGCACAGCUGUGCCAGUGGCCACACUAGGCAACGGCAGCCUGGUGCCGGGCCUGCCUGCUCCGGAGCUUGCCCGCCUGCUGGCUCGUGUGCCCUGCCCUGAGAUCUAUGAUGGGAACUGGCUGCUGGCCCGAGAGGUGGCCGUGCGGUAUUUGCGCUGUAUCUCUCAGGCGCUGGGCUGGUCCUUCGUGCUGCUGACCACAUUGCUGGCGUUCGUGGUCCGCUCUGUGCGGCCCUGCUUCACGCAGGUUGCCUUUCUCAAGAGCAAGUACUGGUCCCACUACAUAGACAUUGAACGCAAGCUCUUCGACGAGACAUGCACAGAGCACGCCAAAGCCUUUGCUAAGGUAUGCAUCCAGCAGUUCUUUGAAGCCAUGAACCAUGACCUGGAACUGGGUCAUACCCACGGAGUACUGGCCACAGCUACAGCCACAGCCACAGAAGCUGUCCAAAGUCCCUCUGACAGGACAGAGGAAGAGAGGGAGAAACUGCGUGGCAUCACGGACCAAGGCACCAUGAACAGGCUACUCACAAGCUGGCACAAAUGCAAACCACCACUGAGGGUGGGCCAGGAAGCACCACUGAUGAGCAAUGGCCAGGCCGGGAGCGAGUCCCGGCCUCCACGCAAGGAAGUGGCCACCUACUUCAGCAAAGUGUGAGCUGUGGCUGGCUGGCUGCAGAGGCAGGCGCGGAGAUCUGAACCCAUAGCCUUUGCCCCUCGGAGAAGAACAGUAAUUCUGAGGCAUAGCCACAAAUCCAGGCGCUCACCUGCUGGUGUGGAAGAGGAAAUUCAGAGCUGAAGGACCUUGCUUGCUUAGCUGUCAUGGGGGGGCUGGAAGCAAUGCUGCCCUGUGCUCCCCUCCUGCUGUUUCAGUGCUGUGAGUGUCCCGGGUCUGGCUUAUGGGAGCAGGACACAUGGCUGGCACCCACGUUCCUUCCCAGGCCUUCUCCUGAUGCUGUUCGUCCCAUCCCUGGUUUUCUGAGGCUUAGGUCCCCAAAGCUUCAGCUGGUGUGACACAACUCAGCGACCCAUGAUGAGAUGACAAGACGGAGUGAGAGGGGCCAAGGUGUGUGUCCUGAGGCCCUGAGACAGCUGCUGAGCUAGCCGGCCUCCAUGUUUACUUCACACCAAUCCUCUCACACACGUUACAGGAAAGCAGACCAUCCAUGGAGCUAGAGAUGGAAGCCAUGAUGGAAGCUUCCUCCAAGGCUCCCUCGGAAGCCCGGCCUGAGGUGCGAUAAAGAUGAAGCCUAAGAGGAGAAGUAGCUAAGACCGUGGACUGGGAUGGGACUGGGUGAAAGGCUGACUCUACCAUGUGCAAAGUAUGUCCCUGGGCCAAGGGCUUCCUUUUUAGGGUCUCAGUUUCCUUGUUCAUGCAACAGGGAGACGGCCAUCUACCUCAUGGGUUCACCAUGCGUGAAAGCACAGGGCACAUCGUGGACAUUUGGGUCACUGUGGUUAAGAUGCUUGUCCUUUUCUGAACUCAUGGCUGCUCGCUCUCCCCUCCUCCCCCACCCUCACCCCAGACCCCAACCAAGGCACGGGAUGGGACAGAAACACUUGGCUGCUAUCUUGUCCAAGAAAAGAAAAUAGAGGUACAGAGAGUUUCUUGUCUCCUGGCACCAUCUUCCAGUCCUCGGCCUGCCUCUCUCAGAGCCCACUUUGAUCGUCAUACUUUUGGUUAAAGAUUUAUUUAUUUAUUAUAUGUAAGUACAGUGUAGCUGUCUUCAGACACUCCAGAAGAGGACAUCAGAUCUUGUUACAGAUGGUUGUGAGCCACCAUGUGCUUGCUGGAAUUUGAACUCAGGACCUUCAGAAGAGCAGUCAGUGCUCUUAACCACUGAGCCAUCUCCCCAGUCCCCCACCUUCAUAUUUUUAUCCUCUCUCAUCCACCCUCCCUCCUCUCUCAGCUGGGACCCUAGUGCCAGGGUGGCAGGGAAGAGGAAGUUGAACUUAACCCCAGCCCGGAAUAAAGGGACCAGAUGAAUACA